UAUACACAAUCCACUCUCUCCUCUUUGUGCUCCCAAACCAAACAUAACACUCACAAAUACACAAUACAACUCUCUCUCUCUCACAUCUCUCAUCUCUCUCACAUCUCUCAUCUCUCUCACUUCAUCUCUUUCUUUUUAAAUCUCAAAAACACUCUUCGAUCGAUGGAGUCAAAUCUGUUCAUAACUCACACUUCUUCUUCUCUCAAAUCCCAAGCCUUUGUCUCCUCAUAAUCAUCAUCCUAAACUUAAGAAAAAAUAAUACAACACUCAGUAAUCAUGAGACCAAUACUAGACCUCGAAAUUGAAGCAUCAUCAGACAGUAGCAGUAGCCAAGUAGCAUCAAACUUGUCUCCGGUUGGGGAAGAUUACAAACCUGUCUCUUUGAAUCUUAGCCUCUCUUUCAACAACAACAGUUUGGAUCUUGAAUCAUCUUCUUUGACGUUGCCACUUUCGAGCACAAGUGAGAGUAGCAAUCCAGAACAGCAGCAACAACAACAACAACAACAACAACCUUCUACUGUAUCCAAGAGAGUCUUCUCUUGCAACUACUGCCAAAGGAAGUUCUAUAGCUCUCAAGCACUUGGUGGUCAUCAAAACGCUCAUAAACGCGAGAGAACACUCGCCAAACGCGCUAUGCGUAUGGGUCUUGCUGGGGUCUUUCCUGGUAGAGGAUCGGGUAGCAAUUACGCGGCUGCUGCUACAGCAGCCGCUCUCUCGUGUCUGCCGCUGCACGGAAGCGGAAAUGCGAAUAUGACGUCAUUUAGGACACUUGGAAUUCGGGCUCACGCUUCGUCCCAUGAUGCUGGUGGCAUGACAAGGCAGACAUCAGAGAAUAUUAUUAGAAACAUUGCCAGGUUCAACCAGGGGUAUUUUGGUAAUUGUAUGCCUUUUUACGUCGAGGAUGACGAGGCCGAGAUGCUUUGGCCUGGGAGUUUCAGGCAAGGGAUCGAUGCGGUCGCGGCUGAUGCGGGUAAUGAUAAUCUAAGUGAAAGAAAAAUGGAUUUCUUGGAUGUCACACAAGCUACGGAUAUGGAGAGUUCACUCCCAGAUCUAACCUUGAAGCUUUGAGCUUUCCUUUUCUUUGUUUUUUACUUUUUUUUUUCCUUUUGAAUUUGGAUUCUUAAUUUGGUUGCAAUGAGCAUCAUAACUCUAUUAUGUACAGUGAGAGUUUCACGAACCAUUUCUGAUAUGUUAUCAUUAUAUAUGGUCACUAUUGAUUGAUCGACCAAAAAAGUCAAUUAUCCUGUUUGCUUAUGUGUGUAUAAAGCCAAAGAGAUAUGUAUUUAAACCAAAUAUUAUGUUAA
This is a messenger RNA of Capsella rubella, 1304 nucleotides long. Its product is annotated as zinc finger protein 4. Bases 277 to 1068 code for a protein of 263 amino acids. The record is from RefSeq and is a predicted model, not a curated record. NCBI's taxonomy places the organism in Eukaryota, Viridiplantae, Streptophyta, Magnoliopsida, Brassicales, Brassicaceae. The transcript has 2 exons. Gene Ontology annotation, biological process: negative regulation of abscisic acid-activated signaling pathway.